UCUGCCGUCUUCUGUUCUUUGCAUUUCCUUGAUGAGUUCUACCGUUCCAAGGGUGUAGAGAAUUUGAGUUUGCAUCUGUGAUAUUAGUUUAUGAAUCAAGAAUCCUUAUGAAUGGUUCAAUAAUGCUUAAUUGCUUAGGUUUGUGAAAUUAGUCAGAAAUGAUAAACUGGUAACAUAUAUAGUUCCUGAAACAAGUAACUGUGGACAUCUUUAUGUUGCUAUAACUAAGUGGGCCACGAAGCAGGCAGCAACUCGCCCAGGUUCGUGGUCGUCUCUUCCUGGCCUCGCUAUUGCCGCCGUUGUGAGUCCCUGUCUUCCCCUGGUUCCCACUUUUCCAAUUUUCACUAGUUCCUCCCUUUCCUAGUUCACAGCUUUUUCCCUUCUUCUUCACCCAAUCAAUUCAUUUUCCAGUUUGCUAUAAUUUUAAUAAUGAAGGUUUUUUAGGUUUUGAAUUUUUGAUAAGCUAAUUAAUUUUUUUUGCUGUUGCUGUAAUUGUAAUUAUAAAGUUGAUUUAGGUGUAGUUCUAGUGUUGUUGCUGUAAUUGUAAUAAUUAAGAUGAUUUUAGGUUUUGAAAUUUAGAUAAGCUGGUUAAUUUUCCAUCUUGCUGUUGCUGUGAUUGUAAUGUUGUUCCUGUAAUUCUAAAGUUGAUUUAGGUGUAAUUGUAAUGUUAUUGCUGUAAUUGUAAUCAUAAAAUUGAUUUUAAGUUUUGAAUUUUAGAUAAACUAAUUAAUUUGCCAUUUUGCUGUAAUUGUAAUGUUGUUGGCUUUUGCUCUUGCUCUUGCCCUUGCCCUUUUAUAUUUUUUUUUUUAAUUAUGAACAGGUCAACCGAUUCAACCUCUAAUCCACCAAUUCGACCUCUAAUCCACCAGUUGAAUCAGUGACCCCAUUAUUCAGUCAUAUGAUCGGUUCAAUUACUGGUUCAGUCUGAUAACUAUGCUCCGAAUCUCAAGUAAAUUAUUUGGUUGUAAUUUAUUUGUUUUCUGUAUCAGAAAAUUUUUACCACAACUCAGCAAGCUCUAAAAUUCUGAAAUAUGAUAAAUUAUAACAUGAUAAAAUUAGAAGCAAAUACGUUGAACUGAACUUGGACUAUAUUUAUCCAAAAAUUAGGUACAUUUUCAUACUUUAUAGUUUUUAUUUUUACUCUUUUGGAACUGAAAAUGAACAAUGUCCAAGUUAAGCUGGAUUCCGUAAAUGCUAUAUAUAUAUAUAUAUAUAUAUAUAUAUGAUUUCUGAAUUCUGAGGCCUGUAAUACCGGUAGCAUUCUGAAUUUCUAAUUAAAUAGAUAUUUAAUGCUUUGGUGUGUAGAACUCGUGGUUCUCUCUUCAACCAGUGAUGACAAAUUUUUUGAGAUCUAACAGUGGCAAUAUCUGUUGGCAGGAUGGUUUUUGACAUUAUUUGCAGUGGGAGGGACAAGAUUGAAAAUCCGAGCAGGAUUGGUUAACAGUGGUUCCUGAGCUCAAACUAGGAGCCAAAGUAGAACAAGAGUUAGUGUGGUCAUCAGAAGAACAACUAGGCGGCGGCAGCUGCACCAACACAUGGCCUAAUUGCUCAGUCGCAACAAACCCCGAAAUAGGCCGAGCUUGAACGGUAAAAUACAGCGUUGCAUUUGCUGGAAAAGCCCAAUAAUGAGGAUGGUUCACAACACUAUCACUGGAAGAAGCAGCAGUGCCAGGUAACUUUUUCAUAGGUCCGUCAAUUAAGGCCCAUUUGGCCAUUUUAAAUAGCAACAAGGAGACGAGGAAUUCACAAAAACGUGUUUUUAUUGCUUGUUACUUUUUAGAAUGCAAAGUUGACAAAAAGCAUUCAUAUUAGUCAUUACAUAAUUCAUUGGUAAUGGCAAAAAUGAUUAAUCAUGUUUGAGCAUUGAGCAUUCUUGAUUGGCAUGAAUAAGGCUACGCAAUCUCUGAAAUGGGUUCUGUUGGAAUUCAUUGAUAAAUGUAAGGACUUGAGAUCCUUCAAGAAAAUUCAUGCACAAUUAUUGACCUCUGCCCUUGUUUCCAAUGACUUGGUUGUCGCCAAAGUUGCGAAUCUUUUUGGUAAACAUGUCACCAAUGUUCAUUACACCGGCAAUUACUUGACGCAAUUGGAUUGGAGCUUGAGCUCCUUCCCUUGCAACUUGUUCAUUUCCAGUUAUGCUUCUUCCCACUCACCCAGGGCUGCAAUUCUUGUCUAUAGAUGGGUUUUCAAAAAUGGGUUUGUUCCUGAUGUGUUCACUGUCCCAGCUGUUUUGAAAUCAUGUGCUCGAUUCUCUGGGAUUUUUGAGCUUAGGCAGUUGCAUGCAGUGGUAGUUAGGAACGGUUUGUGGUGUGACAUGUAUGUGCAGAACAGUCUUGUGCAUGUGUACAACAUUUGUGGGGACAAUGCUAGUGCUUGCAAGGUGUUUGAUGAGAUGCCUAUUAGAGAUGUGGUGUCUUGGACUGGUUUGAUAUCUGGGUCUGUGAAGGCUGGGUUGUUUGAUGAUGCCAUUUCAUUGUUUUUGAGAAUGGAUGUGGAGCCUAAUUUGGCAACUAUUGUUAGCAUACUUGGUGCUAUUGGGAAACUGGGUCAUUUAAAUUUAGGGAAAGGGGUUCAUCGGUUGGUAGUUAAAUGUCCAUAUGGGAAGGAAUUGGUGGUAGACAAUGCGUUGAUGGAUAUGUAUAUGAAGUGUGAGUCUGUUGCUGAUGCAAGGCAAGUGUUUGAUGAGAUGCCUGAGAAGGACAUUAUUUCUUGGACUAGUAUGAUAGGUGGAUUGGUACGAUGUCAAUUUCCAAAUGAGUCACUUAACCUGUUCUACGAAAUGCAGGCAUCAGGUUUUGAGCCUGAUGGGGUUAUACUGACCAGUGUUCUUUCUGCUUCCGCAAGUCUUGGGCUUCUUGAAUAUGGUAGAUGGGUCCAUGAAUACAUUGAUUGCAGCUGCAUCAAACAAGAUGUUCAUAUAGGAACAGCAUUGGUUGACAUGUAUGCAAAAUGUGGUUGCAUAGAGAUGGCGCAGCAUGUCUUCAAUGAUAUGCCUUCUAAGAAUAUCAGAACUUGGAAUGCCUUUAUAGGUGGCCUAGCAAUAAAUGGACAUGGACAAGAAGCAUUGAAACAAUUUGAAGAGUUGAUUGAAUCUGGGACCAGGCCUAAUGAGGUGACGUUUUUGGCCAUUUUCACAGCAUGCUGCCAUUCCGGCCUGGUCAAUGAAGGUCGUCAGCUUUUCAAUCAGAUGACGAGUCCAAGUUACAAUAUUUCACCGUGGUUAGAACAUUAUGGAUGCAUGGUUGAUUUGUUCUGCAGGGCUGGGUUGGUGGGGGAAGCUAUGGAGUUGAUAAAGACAAUGCCAAUGCCGCCCGAUGUGCAGAUCCUAGGAGCUCUCUUAAGUGCCUGCAGUACAUAUGAAAAUGUUGGAUUCUCCCAAGAGAUGUUAAAAUCACUUCAAAAUUUUGAAUACCAAGAUAGCGGUAUAUACGUUCUUCUAUCGAAUCUAUAUGCAGCAAGCAAGAAAUGGACUGAGGUGAGAAGCUUGAGGAGACAGAUGAAAAAGAAAGGAAUAAACAAGGUUCCAGGUUCUAGCAUUAUAAGAGUGGAUGGUAAAAGCCAUGAAUUUUUAGUUGGAGAUAAUGACCAUCCUCAAAGUGAGGAUAUACGUGUAGUGUUAAACACACUUGCGAAUCAAAUCGAUACCCUCUCUUGAUUAUGGUCUUAGACUUGGUUUAUGUUUGUCGGUUUCUAUCUGUAUAGGCUUUGUUUAUGGUCUUUGAUCAAUGAAAAUUUUGACAACGAAAAACUGGUGGAGGUCUAUGAAUUUAUUUCUAGCAAAAGUUAUAAAAUAAAAUCAGGGAUUCCUGCUAAUAUGGCCCUUGUCUUUUUCCACAAUUCGUGUUUUCCUUGGAAGAAUUGUACAAUUUAUGUAGUAUAUCAUGACUAUGAUUAUUAUAGUAAAAUCAACUAUCAAGUGUGCGCAAGAGAAAAUAUACACUAAUGUUGCAGACUUCUUCGUUGAUUGCACUU
Arachis stenosperma is the source of this 3969-nucleotide messenger RNA. Its product is annotated as pentatricopeptide repeat-containing protein At4g38010. The transcript is spliced from 2 exons. NCBI's taxonomy places the organism in Eukaryota, Viridiplantae, Streptophyta, Magnoliopsida, Fabales, Fabaceae. Gene Ontology annotation, biological process: RNA modification. Bases 1883 to 3652 code for a protein of 589 amino acids. Gene Ontology annotation, molecular function: protein binding; RNA binding. The record is from RefSeq and is a predicted model, not a curated record.